Molecule: messenger RNA, 1045 nt
Organism: Drosophila subobscura
Lineage: Eukaryota; Metazoa; Arthropoda; Insecta; Diptera; Drosophilidae
Gene: Sar1
Product: GTP-binding protein SAR1b
Exons: 6
Coding region: 163-744 (193 amino acids)
Biological process (GO): endoplasmic reticulum to Golgi vesicle-mediated transport; intracellular protein transport; vesicle organization
Cellular component (GO): COPII vesicle coat; endoplasmic reticulum exit site
Molecular function (GO): GTPase activity; GTP binding
Source: RefSeq, a predicted model, not a curated record
AUAUUGUAUCGCUAAUUCCGCGGUCACACUGGACUCCAAUAAUAAAAACGUGAAACGUGAGUUUAGCGGAGCAGCAGCAGCCAGCACUCUUCUUCCCCCCUACAACACUCUCACACUCGAGGUUCGGCCAUUAUCUGACCCCAAACAACACCACAAGCCAAGAUGUUCAUCUGGGAUUGGUUCACCGGAGUCCUAGGAUACUUAGGUCUGUGGAAAAAGUCUGGCAAAUUGUUGUUCCUUGGCUUGGAUAAUGCUGGCAAGACCACGCUACUGCACAUGCUCAAAGAUGAUAAGCUGGCGCAGCAUGUACCCACCCUGCAUCCCACGUCCGAGGAGCUGUCCAUCGGCAAUAUGCGCUUCACCACAUUCGACUUGGGUGGCCACACUCAAGCACGUCGCGUCUGGAAGGACUAUUUCCCCGCUGUCGACGCCAUUGUGUUCUUAAUAGACGCCUGGGAUCGCGGCCGCUUCCAGGAGAGCAAAAACGAGCUGGAUUCGCUGCUCACGGAUGAGGCGCUGUCCAACUGCCCCGUGCUCAUAUUGGGCAACAAAAUCGAUAAGCCCGGUGCGGCCAGCGAGGAUGAGCUGAGAAAUGUGUUUGGACUGUAUCAGUUAACAACCGGCAAGGGCAAAGUUGCACGGGCCGAUCUGCCUGGCCGUCCAUUGGAAUUGUUCAUGUGCUCCGUGCUGAAGCGACAGGGCUACGGCGAGGGUUUCCGUUGGCUAGCGCAGUAUAUCGAUUAAGUUAACAAUAAAACAACCAACAAGAACCAUAAUAAAACACACACACACAUAAACUGAGAGGAUAACUUGGCUACAAAAUUCAAAUACCCGACGAUAGAACAGAACCGAAAACCGAACAGAACAGAAGGGAACCCCGAACCCAAACUCCAAACUCCAACCACAAAACGGACCUUAAGCAAAACGAAGCUGCGUGCGCAAUUUCUAAUUUAUACACAAUUACAACAAAUAAUUCAUACAUAAAUAAAAAUAAAAGGAAAACUCAAAAAUCUGUACAUCUGUAAUUAGAAAACAAGAACACUCU